GGGCGUUGAGAAUUUUCCGAGAAAUGCCAAAGGCAAACUGCUAUGACUGAGCCGAAAAAUGAAGCAUUCGCUCUGUACCUCGACUAUUGACGCAAUACUACAAUGCGGAAAUGGGAAAACUUUUGGAAUGACUGGGGAAGCAUCGUAAAAUGCAGAGUACACUCGCGUGUAGGAUGUAAAGGUACCAGAUACCAAUCCUCUCGGGACGUGAAGUUGCACGCAUAGUACUGGAAAUACUUCUGAACGUGGUGAAUGAGGCACCAUAGAGCCUUCCAGAAUCUCUUAAAAUCCAGCUGAUGAACUCGAAACCAAAAUGGAUGCCAUAUUUAAUUUCAAGGUUUCUUACAAUUUAUUCCAAGAAAAGAGGGGAUGACAACUUACGUAUAAGACUGCCGAAAAUUAAUUGAAAAUAUCAUUAUCAGCGUAGCAAUGAGAGUCCACAUAGUUCUGGCUGCUUUGGCAGUUGUCUUCAUGAGCCAUGCUGAUGCAGCUGCCCUUGAUCGCCUCAUCACUAGAACCCAAGGUUUUAUCUCCGAUUCUAAACGCAGUAUUGCAAAUAGCAUUAAUACUAUGACCAAUGAUCACGACCAGAGAGUUAAAAAAGUUGGCGAGACGGCGAUCGCUACUCUUCAAAAACUUACACCUACUAUCACGGCUGCUGAAAAACAGGGAAAAAAUGUAGCCAAAUGCGUGGCACCACUGCUUUUAAAUAACAGAGAGGCUCUAACCAAAGCUGUGGAAGGACUCAACUCGUGCAUCUCUGAUAAUAUCAUUCAGUAUGAUGAAAUAAAUGAUAAACUCAAUGAGUUCGAACAGCAAGGAAAACAAUUUCAAGCACGACUUGCAGCUAUUGAUAAAGAAUGUAAAAAUAAGGAUUGGCCAUGGAUAUGUAGUGAUGUGCGCGUAACCCGACUUGAAGGAUACGUUAAAUCGUGGAAAACUCACGCAGAAAUACUGAAACGGUCUGAAACCAGGAAGAUUGAUGCAGCGAACAAAGCGAUUAAAACAUGCAGCACUCCAGUACUUAGUACGUUCAACACCGCCUCAAACAUUGUCACUAUCCAGGCACGACGAUGCAUCGCUUCUCUACCGAUAGCACCGACCACUACUACUACGGUACCCACCAUGAUCUCCAACACCCCAACGACUGGUGGAUCUACGGCAGGAACUGCGACUACUCAGUCCUCUAGCACCACAACUGUGGCAUCUACAACUCAAUCUGCGUCUACCGCAGCACCAGAUUCUACUGUUGCACCUGAUGACUCCACAGCAUCGGAGGCUAGUACACCAUCUACUACUACAACAGUAGCAUCUACGGCUGCACCUAUUACUACCGCGGCAACAGAAACUACUGUUGCACCUGCUGAAACCGCAGCAUCAGCGGCUAGUACGUCAUCUACUACUACAACAGUAGCAUCUACGGCUGCACCUAUUACUACCGCGGCAACAGAAACUACGGUUGCACCUGCUGAAACCGCAGCAUCAGCGGCUAGUACGUCAUCUACUACUACAACAGUAGCAUCGACGGCUGCACCUGUUACUACCGCGGCGACAGAAACUACCGUUGCACCUGCUGAAACCGCAGCAUCAGCGGCUAGUACGUCAUCUACUUCUACAACAGUAGCAUCUACGGCUGCACCUGUUACUACCGCGGCGACAGAAACUACCGUUGCACCUGCUGAAACCGCAGCAUCAGAAGCUAGUACGCCAUCUACCACUACAACUGAAGCAUCUACGGCUGAACCUAUUACUACUGCAGAAGCAGAAACUACUGUCAUACCUGCUGAGACCGUAGCACCGGCGGAAGCUGCAUAAACCUAGCAUCACACCUGUGGCAUCCACAUCUCAACGUACAACGCAGCACGGGAAGCUUCUGCUGCACCUGCAGCCAUCAAUCCUUGAAUAACUAGGAUAUCUAUCCUCCUAUCGUUCCGAUGUUUUUUCCAUUUGUCUGUUUUACUCUUGUAUCCCGAUAGGGGAACAUUCUAUUCGUUGAUUCGGAAUUUUUCAAAUAUAUGUAUUGAUACAUGCGUUUUUCGACCGUUGGUUGACGUUGGGUCACGAAAUAAUUUUGGAGACAAAUUCUGUUUCAGCAGCUCUUGAAAAUACAUUGAGUAUAUUCACUAUCCACUAUCUACCUUAACUUUUCCCCCCUCAUACUAUUCAAUAGGUUGUAGUAUAUUCAAGUCAUUUCAAUACGGCUUAAUUUGAAUCAGUUUUAAUCCGAAUAAAACCAUGUAUCUU
Molecule: messenger RNA, 2244 nt
Organism: Diachasmimorpha longicaudata
Lineage: Eukaryota; Metazoa; Arthropoda; Insecta; Hymenoptera; Braconidae
Exons: 6
Coding region: 430-1815 (461 amino acids)
Source: RefSeq, a predicted model, not a curated record